Messenger RNA from Rubroshorea leprosula, 760 nucleotides. Lineage: Eukaryota; Viridiplantae; Streptophyta; Magnoliopsida; Malvales; Dipterocarpaceae. The record is from the annotation of a GenBank genome assembly.
UUUUAAUGGCCCUCCCCUCCUCUCUUGCUUGAACGCAAAGCAAGUUCCAUUUCAUGGGAACAAGAAACAGAAUGCUCCACAUUUCUACUGAUCCCUCCCCUCCGCAUCUCCGCCCUACACCCCAUCCCUUUUAAAAAUUUCCCAUAAAAACCUACUCAAAAAUCUCCAUCCUCUCAGCUGAGUCUCAUGAAAGCAAGCCUUCCUCCAUGACCCUUUCUUGUGCUUCUCUUUUUCGAGCUGUCAAUCUUUUUAUCUACCCUGCAAUGAUCUCUCCCCUGCAAUUUCCCCUGCUCCAGCCAUGAGAACUCUGCCACUUUUGGGUCUUACUCUUUGGCUCUCUGUUUUACUUUUAUUCUUUGCAUUUGAGUACAGCUCCUUCAUCCCCUCCCACGGCCGCACUUCUGUUCCUCAUCGCAUGGUCACCAACCGCAAGGUCUUAACCGGUGCCAAAUUCGACUUCCGGCGGUUUCUCCACCACACGAAACACCACCAAAGGCACCACCACCACCGCAGACACACUCCCGUGCAGCCUGAACCUGCUGACGGAACCCAAAUCGACCCACGUUAUGGGGUCGACAAGCGGCUCGUUCCCACCGGUCCAAACCCAUUGCACCAUUGAUUUGGGGAUUUUAAUUUUCUUUUUCUUUUUACUUGUAUGAUCUUGUAUUUUUGUUUUUGUUGUAACCUGUAAUCACUUGUUUAUUCCUCCAAAAAAAAAGGGAAAAAAAAAUAAGGCCAGAAACAAAGUGUAUUAUUACUU